CCUUCCGCUUCCAGAAGAGGGAGUGGCCAUGGAUCUGAGAAAUCCACGAGGCGCACUCCUGCAGGGUCACAUUCUAAGGAAAAUUCACAACGUUCCAGAUCCAAGUCAAGGUCCAGGUUUUAGUCUAGAUCGAGAUCCAGAAGAAGUUCCCGAAGGCAUUACACUAGAUCACAUUCUCCCUCCGGCUCUCACAAUCGAGAGUUCCGAAGGCGGCAUAGCCACAGUCCACUCUCCAAUGGCUAACCGCAGGCGUCACGUGGGGAAUCGGGCUAAUCCUGAUCCCAACUGUUGUCUCGGGGUGUUUGGACUGAGUCUGUACACCACAGAGAGGGACCUCAGAGAACUAUUUUCCAAAUAUGGCCCAAUUGCAGAUGUGUCCAUUGUGUAUGACCAGCAGUCACGGCUUUCUCGGGGGUUUGCCUUUGUCUACUUUAAGAAUGUGGCUGAUGCCAAGGAAGCUAAGGAGCGGGCCAAUGGAAUGAAGCUGGACGGUCGGAGGAUCAGAGUGGAUUUUUCUAUAACAAAAAGACCCCACACCCCAACUCCUGGAAUCUACAUGGGAAAAUCCCGUAAGAGAGAGAACUGAGCUCUGAUUACAGAUGGAAGCAUAAUUUUUUCACUUUCUUGCUUGCCUUUUCACGACAUGGCUAAUAUGGAAAUAUGUUUUGCAUGAUUUCACAUGUAUAAUUGAUAUCACAUUGCUUGUCCUCUCAAUGGGCUGUAGGAGGCAGAGGGGUAGAGAAUGUAGAUCUCAAAAAUAAUUUUUUAAAUAAAUGUUAAAAAUAAAUAAGUAACAAAUGUAGGGGAAAAUUAAAAGAAAAAAAAAUUUAAAGACUUCCAAAGUAUUGAAAACCAUAUGAAAGAAUAUUUCAAAUCAUUA
Messenger RNA from Monodelphis domestica (gray short-tailed opossum), 880 nucleotides. The record is from RefSeq and is a predicted model, not a curated record. NCBI's taxonomy places the organism in Eukaryota, Metazoa, Chordata, Mammalia, Didelphimorphia, Didelphidae.